UUUCUAAUUAGAAUACUACUCGAUAGCCUCGAUCGACACUAACAGGCCCACGAUUCCCUUCAGCUAUUGUUGAAUGGGUCAAAUCAACCUUUUGUAAUCUUUAAUUGACCUACUUCACAAGUUCCCGUUGCCUUCUCGGACAUGCUCUGGCGCAAUCUAGCUUUGCUGCUGGCUUCAGUCCUGAGCCAGCACCAUGUAGCCAUUGCGCAACCAACAUGGCCAGCCCCGACCGACGAGCUAGAGGACAUAAUGAUGUUGAACGACGGAUACCGCGCACGUCGAUUUGCAGAUGCCGUUACCCCAUGCUCCAAAGGCGCAUCCUCCGGCCGCUUCGCUGCCGCCGAAUUCAUACGAACAGCCUUCCACGACAUGGCAACAGGAAGCAUCUUCACAAACGUUGGAGGCCUGGACGGUUCAAUUGCCUUCGAGCUACGGAGCGGCGAGAACAUCGGAGCAGCUUUCGCGACGACACUCAGCACAUAUGCGCCGUACUUUUCGAACUUGAUAUCAUUGGCAGACAUCAUUGCAAUGGGAGUCUACACCGCGACUCGAGCAUGUGGUGGACCAAUUGUCCCUAUACGCGGAGGCAGGAAAGAUGCAACGACGGCCGGAUCUACGUCCGGGAUUCCUGUGCCGCAGAAUCCCAUUGGAACGUUCAGGAAUCAGUUUGAAAGGAUAGGAUAUACGCCUCAGCAGAUGAUCGCUUUGGUCGCCUGUGGCCACACGCUCGGCGCGGUGCACAUUGAGGAUUUUCCUGAUAUUGCACCAGGGUCAUUAGACACUACUCCGGACGUCUUUGAUAAUAAGAUUGCGACUGAGUUCGUUGGAAGGAAUUCAAAGGACCCACUGGGUACUUGGGGAACGAAGAAGAAUUCUGACUUCGUAGUGUUCACCUCGGAUAACAAUGCUACCAUCAACAGUCUAACGGACGCGCGAGUCUUUCAGGAUACAUGUAGGGACAUGUUCCAGAAGAUGAUCGAGGUCGUGCCCGCUAGCGUCGUCCUGUCAGAUCCAAUAGUACCGUACGAAGUCAAGCCUUCUCUAUUGCAACUUACGUUGCUGGACGGGGGAACUCAAAUACGAUUCACGGGAGAGAUUCGUGUCCGGACGACGAAUCGUUCAGUGAGUCGCGUUCAAUUGCUCUAUAAAGAUCGCAGCGGUUCGACAUCUUCAGAUCUUAUUGCCACCACGGUCAAGGGGACUGCCAGUGGGUUCGAUGAUACUUUUGCUUUCUAUGGAUUCGAAGUAACACUCCCCACUGCUUCUUCCAUAUCGACGUUCAACGUAAUCGUGCAGUCAGGCUCCGCGACCGAAAUCUUCGACAACAACGGCUCAGGAUUCAAAAUCGACGAUAGCGUUAUCUUCCAAGAACCCCAAAGUUGUCUCGAUGACUCUGGACAAUUGACUGCAGUUGCUGCAGUUAGAAAGGGGGCACAACCACCUCAGUUGAAUGUGAUCGUCAAAUCUCCUCGAGCAAGUCCCAAUCCGAUACCAUCUUUAUCAACAGCAACCGCUCCCAUGGCUUCUCAAUCCGCCGUCGGAGAAUACCAGCUAUACUCUGGCUCCUACACUUUCGCUGCAGGACAGGCUGAUGGCGCAUCUUUCGGCGUAUUCGCCGGCAGUGCUUCAGACAAGGACAAGAAGACCAAUAACUUACCAACAGCAUGCGUACCGCUAGACACAUCACCUCCCACAUCGACCCCAACACCUUCUACUUUCACGUUCCAAGGAUGCUACUCGGACAAUGCUGCAACUUCGCGUGCACUCUCCGGGCCCGUAUCCGCAGAUGACGCAAUGACGCUCGAGAAGUGCGUCGACUUUUGUUCAAAGUACCAGCUCUUUGGCCUAGAAUACAGCCGAGAAUGUUACUGCGGCAAUAACCUAGAUUCAUCGAGCAAGCAACUCGACAUCCUAGACUGCAACAUGCCGUGCGCAGGGAACCAGCAGCAAACCUGCGGUGCUGGUAAUCGAAUGAGCCUGUACAAGAACAACAACUACAUUGCACCGACGAAUCCGCCCGUCAAGGGCUACAAGUACUUCGGAUGCUAUAGCGAGGGCGCGAAUGCACGUGCGUUGGGAGGUGCAAGCAAGGCUUCUGGUGAUAUGAACGUUGAGAUGUGUUCAGAUUUCUGCAACGGCUCGAAUUACUUCGGCCUGGAAUACGGGCAGGAGUGCUACUGUGGCUCUGGCAUCCACGAGACUAGUACGAGUCAACCUGAUACUGACUGUUCGAUGACAUGUGCAGGUAAUAGCACUGAAUGGUGCGGCGCUGCGUAUCGACUUAACGUCUACCAGAAAGUUGGGACAGAGAAUUCGACGAGCUCUACUUCAAUCGAACCUACAUCAUCUUCGAGUCCUGGAACUACAACACCAUCAUCCAUAGCCUCCACAGCAACCACCUCCUCACCGAUCAACUCGAACAUCUUAUCAGAAACCAGCACCACCCUAAGCACCAGCACCACCCUAAGCACCAGCACCACCCUAAGCACCAGCACCACCCUAAGCACCAGCACCACCCUAAGCACCAGCACCACCACACCUCCCCCUCCGUCCAUCCCAACCCUCACAGGCUACACCUACGAAGGCUGCUUCCCCGACGACCCAGCCUCGCGCCUCCUCCGCGGCAAAAGCCGCGAAGACACCAGCAACACGCUUUCCAACUGCGCAACCUUCUGCACCGACUACCUAUACCUCGGCGUAGAAUACGGCGCCGAAUGCUACUGUGGCGCCCGCCUUCCAUCACCGCCCAUAAGCCCUGGCGACGACGCACAGUGCAACGUCCCAUGCCCCGGAAACGCAGCGAACGAUACUUCAACCUGCGGCGCAGGAUUCCGCAUCGCGGUGUUCAAGUCCAUUACCCCUUUCAACCCUACCAACCCGGUCGUGGAAGGGUACAACCACACGGGAUGCUUCGAGGACUCGGUGGGCGCUCGCCUCCUCACGGGCGCUACGUUCUUCGAUGGUGGGGGUAUGUCGGUUAGUAAGUGUGCGGGGCUGUGUAAGGGGUUCAGACUCUUUGGCACGGAGUUUGGAGGGGAGUGCUAUUGUGGCGAUGAGUUUGCGGGGGAGAAGAAGGAGGUUGGGGGUGAGGAUUGCGAGUUUGUGUGUCCGGGGGACAGUGGGGAGUUUUGUGGGGGUGCCGGGAGGGUGAAUGUUUGGGAGAGGGUGGGAGGGGGGAAUGGGACUGCGUUGGGGAGCAGGUAG
This is a messenger RNA of Aaosphaeria arxii CBS 175.79, 3204 nucleotides long. RefSeq names its product heme peroxidase. Gene Ontology annotation, molecular function: peroxidase activity; heme binding. NCBI's taxonomy places the organism in Eukaryota, Fungi, Ascomycota, Dothideomycetes, Pleosporales. The record is from RefSeq and is a predicted model, not a curated record. The coding region runs from base 142 to 3204 and encodes 1020 amino acids. Gene Ontology annotation, biological process: response to oxidative stress. The transcript has a single exon.